AUGACUGUCCCAUCACCUUGCGACAGUACCCCACAACUACAGUUUGAUUUUGAAGAAGAGUAUGAUGAAUUGAAUGCUCAAUUGGAUGCAUUGUCAAAGUGUUUAGAUAUAUUAGAAGCAAAAGGUAAAAAAGUAUGUGACAAAGCUCAACGUCUUAUUAUUGAAUAUAGAAGUCAAAACUAUGAAACAUCAUCUUGA
This is a messenger RNA of Schistosoma rodhaini, 198 nucleotides long. The record is from the annotation of a GenBank genome assembly. NCBI's taxonomy places the organism in Eukaryota, Metazoa, Platyhelminthes, Trematoda, Strigeidida, Schistosomatidae.